Molecule: messenger RNA, 1596 nt
Organism: Fulvia fulva
Lineage: Eukaryota; Fungi; Ascomycota; Dothideomycetes; Mycosphaerellales; Mycosphaerellaceae
Product: GTPase-activating protein gyp10
Exons: 4
Coding region: 1-1596 (531 amino acids)
Biological process (GO): positive regulation of GTPase activity; endoplasmic reticulum to Golgi vesicle-mediated transport
Cellular component (GO): endoplasmic reticulum membrane
Molecular function (GO): GTPase activator activity
Source: RefSeq, a predicted model, not a curated record
AUGACUGGAGGUGAGCGGUGCGACUGCCCCAAGCAGCUUAGCCGGAUCGUGGGCCUGGGCGGCAUGAGACGAUCGCACGUCAAGCGUCAACAUCCUGGCAUCCAUCCCUUGCCAUGUUGCGUCCUGGCGUCCAUGAAGGCGGAAGCGACCGGGCCUGCAUUUCACGUACCACUGCACCUGACUGCGCGGCAAAUUGUGAUUCCAUGUGUGCGCCGGCUCGACAAGGCAACCUGCACGUCCGCGCGCUUCAUCUCAAUGGAUGCGGCUCAGUGCGCGGCGUCAGCGGACAACGGUGGCGGCGAUGAGAAGACUGCCCUUGCAAACGGCGCAGAAGGGAGGCCCUCGGGCGAAGCAUUGUCGCCAGCAGAGGCAUCCUGGAAGUCGCAGCCUCUCUCCCAGCAUCAGCAGGCCAAAGUGCACGACAUCUUGGCAGCCUGUCGAGACGACAACCACGAAGCUCUGACCCAGCUGGCAGCAUCCGAGGGCGGCCUUGUUGAGGACGAGGUGAGGCGCACGGCAUGGCCUUUCUUGCUCGGCUGCACGGGCAGACAACAGCAUGACAACGUGCCAUGGACAACAUUUGAACGACACCGGGACGAAGAUCAGGUCCAGCUCGACGUCAAUCGAUCAUUCGUGUACUACCCUGAGCACGAGACCACAGCACGUCUCGAUGCACGCAAAAGCGAGCUUUCAGACGUCAUCACUGCUGUCUUACGACAACAUCCGAGGCUAUGUUACUUUCAAGGAUUCCAUGAUAUUGUCCAGGUGCUGUUGCUGGUUCUGGGCGCCGACGUUGCGGAGGCCGCGGUCGCACGGUUGUCUCUGUUACGCAUCAGAGAUUUCAUGCUGCCCACACUGGCGGGUGCCGAGUCACAUCUUCGCCUACUCCCAGCAAUUCUUUAUGCUGCAGAUGUGGAGCUGUGCCAACAUCUUGCAGGCGCAACACGACCGACGCCGUUCUUUGCAUUGUCUGCAACAUUGACGCUCUAUGCGCAUGACAUUGAAGAGUAUGGAGACAUCGCGCGACUUUUUGACUACCUCCUAGCAAGUGAAGCUGCUGUCCCAGUCUAUCUCUUCGCGGUAAUCAUCAUGUCGCGCAGACUGGAGCUGCUCGAAGUAGACCAUGACGAGCCUGAAAUGCUGCAUUCUAUCUUGUCCAAGCUUCCGAAGCCCCUGGAUCUGGAUGGCCUGAUCAGCAAGACACAAGAUCUCUUCAGACGGUGCCCGCCUGAGAGAUUGCCUCAUCGAGCGUGGAGUCACAUCAGCUCAUACAGCGUCCUGAAGACAACUCGCGACCCGCAUGCUCUGUCUAGACAGACCUUCGGAGACGGCGAAAGAUACUUCGACCUUCAAGCUCGGCAGAUCCAGCGAAAAGAUCAGAUUAAAGCCCUACACAGGCGCUUCCAAGCGAUUGUACAGCGUUACCGUCGGCCGGCACGCUGGACCGGCGCCGCGGUCCUUGUCGCUGUGCUAGCACUGUACUUUGGCCGAACAGGCGGGACGUUCAGCGGAGCCGGGUGGGUCUCAAUGGUCCACAAUGCACAGCGCAGAGCCGUGGAUCAUCUCUGGCACUUGCUGGCUCGCAUCCUGUCGUAG